AUGAAAGCCAGCCGAGCCGGGCCCGGGGGGCUGCCGAGGGGGGCUCGGGGGGCUCCCACGGAGAGCCCGGGGGGCUCCCAAGCAGGGCUGCUAAGGGGGGCUCGGGGGGCUCCCACAGAGAGCCCCGGGAGCUCCCAAGGAGGGCUGCUAAGAAGAGCCCGGGGGGCCGCCAUGGAGGAGCCGAGCCCGCCCACAGCGCCCCGGGAGGCGGCGGGGGGACGGGCCGAGCAGGCCGGAGGAGCUGCGCGGGCCGAGCCGCGCCCCAUGGCCCGCGGGGGGCUCUCCUGGGCUCCUGGAAGUCUGCUGGAAGUGGGGGCCGUGCUGGCGGGGCUGGCGGCGAUCGGCGGGCUCGCUGUUAUCUUCUACAUUGAAGUAGUCGGAGGCAAAAUGCGUCCUAAGGAGGUGGAAAACUACGUGGCAUCCAUGGUGCUGAGUGCACUCGGUGACACGCUGGGAUACAACAACGGGAAAUGGGAGUUCCAGCUGAGUGGCCCAGUCAUCCACAGGGAGCUGGCAGAGAUGGGGGGACUGGGCAACUUCAGCAUCCAAGGCUGGAGAGUCAGCGAUGAUACCGUGAUGCACUUGGCCACGGCCGAAGCGCUGGUAGCUGCCGGGAAAAACCCAAGCUUGCCACAUCUCUACUCUCUGCUUGCAAGGAACUACAAGGAGUGCAUGAAUGACAUGGAGGGCAGAGCUCCAGGCUCCAUGUCCCUGGAAGGCACGGCGAAGCUGGAGCCGGGGCGGCCGGACGGCUGGCGGAUCCCGUUCAGCCCGCGGGCGGGCGGCUGCGGGGCCGCCAUGCGCGCCAUGUGCAUCGGGCUGCGCUUCUACCGCCCCGAGCAGCUGGACACGCUGCUCCGGGUCAGCGUGGAGAGCGGCCGCAUGACCCACCACCACCCCACCGGCUACCUGGGCGCCCUGGCCUCCGCCCUCUUCGCGGCUUACGCGGUGAACAGCGUGCCCCCCCAGGCCUGGGGCAAGGGGCUGAUGGAGGUGCUGCCACGGGCUAAAGCCUACGUGCAGGAGUCCGGCUUCUUCGUGAAGGAGAACAUGGAGCAAUGGUAUUACUUCGAGGAGCAGUGGAAGAAAUACCUGGCGGAGAGAGGCAUCUCGGACGGGGUGUCGUUGCCCAGGUUCCCCUCGGAGUACGGCGUGGAGGAGAGGGACUCGUUCUACACCUCGCUGAGCUACAGCGGCUGGGGCGGCGGCAGCGGGCACGACGCGCCCAUGAUCGCCUACGACGCGCUGCUGGGCGCGGGCGGCUCCUGGACGGAGCUGGCUCACCGCGCCUUCUUCCACGGCGGCGACAGCGACUCCACGGCCGCCAUCGCCGCCAGCUGGUGGGGCGUCAUCCACGGCUUCCGGGGGGUGCCCCCCUCCCUCUACGCCCACCUGGAGUACAAGGAGCGCCUGGAGAAGGUAGCCAGGGACUUGUACAGCAUCCUCUAGCAGGAGGUGAGGGGCAGCCCACAGGCAGGCUGUCCUGGGCCCGCUUGGUCUGCAAACCCACUGGAUUAAAUCUCAUUUAUCUAAGCCAGAGCCAGACCUGCCUUUUCUCUGAGAGCUUCAGGCCUCCCUCAGGGGAGGCCACAUCGGACUGGUUUGGGGUUGGUGGUUUGAUGGGAACACACAGUGGUCCCCCAAGACAUCACUGCCGUGUGGCUGCACAUCGUCUGGUCCUCAAGAGGAGCAGGAGCACCCACUGCAGCCCUGCUGGUCAUGUUGCAGCAUGACCUCACGCAGGCUGCCCUAAACCAGCAUCCUGCCCCUAACGAUGGGAGCAGGGGGAACAAGCAGCCUAUUGUGUCUGGGGGCAACAGGGCUUUCGUAGGAAAUUAGUUUAGUAGAGGAUUUUUUUUGUUUGAAGUGAAUGUGGAGAAAACCUCAAACCUGACCUUACAGCUGUGUGAGCAGUGCAUUUUACCCAAUUCUACACCACUUCUGCAAUACAGGUAGGAGUGCAUCAUGCUACUUCCCUAUUUCAGUGAAUGUGGGAAUUCAAGACUCCUGACCAGAGCGUUACUUAAGGCAAAAGUGGGUAAUGAGAAUUAACAGGUUGCAUUUUACAUCAGCUUCUGCAGUGAACUAUAUUCUGCUUUCAUCAAGCUUAUUGAAGGUAAUUUGCUUAGUAUUUGCUAUGCAUAAUUCUAUUGAAAUAAGGUUUUUCUUCAAAUCCAGACUAUACUAUGACACAGCAAAGUGCUUUUACUGUUUUCAGAACAAUUUCAAACCCAGUGUAUGCCAUUCAAUAAAAAGACCAGACAGGCCUCUGUUAAAUGUUAUAUUCUAUUAUGGCAUGGGUUGAGGGAUGGAUGGGGUAUGAAAUCAGAGGUGCCACGUGUUUGAAAGCUCCAGCUGCAAGAGAGAGGAGAUGUGCUACCAAUGUUAGGGAGAGAAGUUAUUGCAUCAAGGAGUAGGGGCAGAGGGAGAGGAUUCCCAAGAGGAGGGCCUCAGCACACCUUUAUGCUGUGAGUUAACACAAAGGCAUAACAAAAGCCCAGAUCUGACAAAAACCAUCAGCAAGAGGAUUCACAAUUUCAACACAGUUUACUACAGCUCUUGGGUGUGUUGUAUAAAACAUUUUUUAGUGCAACAUAGUACAAAGUUUUUGUUGGGUGGUUUUUUUUUUCACCUUUUUCUUUUUUUAAAAAUCCCAAACAGAUUUUUCCACAUCAUGCAUGGACAGGGUCUCUCUCUUCUCAGGCUCAUUACAGAAAGUCACCGCAGAGAGAGAUUUGAAAAGCUUUGUGUUAAAACUCAUUACAGGAAGAGUCUGCCUUAUAAAAACUGAGAGAAGUUUGAGACUGGGCAACACACUGCCAGAGCAAUGGAGAAAUGCCACCAGCAGGGUACAUUCAGGGAGCACCACGGGAGCCACUUCCCAGGAAAGCCUGGGCUCUGUGCAGGAACCGCAGGGCUGGAAAGAGACCCCGUCCACCCAGGGGGGCAGGGCCAUGGGGCAGGCCUCAGGAGAGCCCUGCUCUGGGGCAGACAGGUUGGUGAGGAGGAGUGUGGCUCAAGUGCAGAGCAGAGCUCUCCCAGGAAAGAACGGCUCCCGCUGACUUCAUUCGUUCUCUCUUCUUCCUUAAAGCUGAAGUGAGUCGUGGUUCCUGCCCAGGAGCAGUACAUACAGGAGACAGUACAGUCAGGAAACAAUAUCCACUGGCUGCAGCUGCAGCUGUUUGCACCUCGAAUUCUUCAUUUCCAUUCACUUCUCAUCCCACUCCUCUCUUUGCAGACGUCUUUGCCAGAAAGGGAAGACAAGUGUGCGGGUGUGCGAUACAUACAGAUAUAGGAGUGUGGUUUUAUGCAUAUGCUGGGGCCAGUAAGCGGUUACAUCUCGAGGAGGCAGACUUCACAGAGGGACGAGUGGAACUGGGGCUUCCCAGCAGAAGAAGAAACCAGUGCUGUUCUGGUGGAGGUGCAGAGGUGGCCAACUUCAAACGCCUUAGCACGGGACGAUGUGCAGCCAGGUGGGUCCUCUCCCACACAGGAGCGAGGCUUCACGGUGCAGAUCUCCCACCUGAAGCUUCACCACCUCUGAAACAUCAAGGCAUCAGGGUCUAACUGACUUAGUGCUACAGAGCAUCUGCUGAGGUCCCCU
Molecule: messenger RNA, 3604 nt
Organism: Ficedula albicollis (Collared flycatcher)
Lineage: Eukaryota; Metazoa; Chordata; Aves; Passeriformes; Muscicapidae
Gene: ADPRH
Product: ADP-ribosylarginine hydrolase
Exons: 4
Coding region: 1-1449 (482 amino acids)
Source: RefSeq, a predicted model, not a curated record